UCAGUCCGGGCGGGCUUGCUACUCAGCUCGGAUCGUUUGGCAGGUUCUCACUGGGCUGUGUGAGCGCUGGCCCGGCAGGAUCCUUUGCAACCUCUACUUCAUUUCUCCGCUGUCACGGGGAAUGCAUUUCUCUCGGAACCCACUGGCACGCUCCCGGAAAGGCGACAAGAUAUUCAAGACCCUUUCAAUUUCCUGUCAGUGAACACUGAGUCCGGCAUCUCGAGCAUCCGCGGUUGGCAGUUUUGCCAGGUCACCUUGAAAAAUGGUUACUGGACAGGAUCGGGUGGUUGCUCUAGUGGACAUGGAUUGUUUUUUUGUGCAAGUGGAGCAGCGGCAAAAUCCUCAUUUGAAGAAUAAACCUUGUGCAGUCGUACAGUACAAAUCAUGGAAGGGUGGUGGAAUAAUUGCAGUGAGUUAUGAAGCUCGUGCAUUUGGGGUCACUAGAAGCAUGUGGGCAGAUGAUGCUAAGAAGUUAUGUCCAGAUCUUUUACUGGCACAAGUUCGUGAGUCCCGUGGGAAAGCUAACCUCACAAAAUAUCGGGAAGCCAGUGUUGAAGUGAUGGAGAUAAUGUCUCGUUUUGCUGUGAUUGAACGUGCCAGCAUUGAUGAGGCUUACAUAGAUCUGACGCGUGCUGUCCAAGAGAGACUACAGGAGCUACAAGGUCAGCAUAUCUCAGCAGACUUGCUGCCAAGCACUUACAUUGAAGGAUUUCCCCAAGGCCCUACAACAGCAGAAGAGACUGUUCAGAAAGAUGAUAUGCGACAACAAGGCUUAUUACAAUGGCUUGAUUCUCUUCAGAUUGAUAACAUCACCUCUCCAGACCUGCAGCUCACCGUGGGAGCAGUGAUUGUGGAAGAGAUGAGAGCAGCCAUAGAGAGGCAGACUGGUUUUCAGUGUUCAGCUGGAAUUUCACACAAUAAGGUCCUAGCAAAACUGGCCUGUGGACUAAACAAGCCUAACCGCCAGACCCUGGUCUCACAUGGGUCAGUCCCACAGCUCUUUAGCCACAUGCCUAUUCACAAAAUUCGCAGUCUUGGAGGAAAGCUAGGGGCCUCUGUCACUGAAAUCCUAGGGGUAGAAUACAUGGGUGAACUGACCCAGUUCACUGAAUCCCAGCUCCAGAGUCAUUUUGGGGAGAAGAAUGGGUCUUGGCUAUAUGCCAUGUGCCGAGGGAUUGAACAUGAUCCAGUUAAACCCAGGCAACUACCCAAAACCAUUGGCUGUAGCAAGAACUUUCCAGGAAAAACAGCUCUGGCUACUCGGGAACAGGUACAAUGGUGGCUUUUGCAGUUAGCUCAGGAACUAGAGGAGAGACUGACCAAAGACCAAAACGAUAAUAACAGGGUGGCCAACCAGUUGGCUGUUAGCAUUCGUGUACAAGGAGACAAACGUCUCAGCAGCUUGCGCCGCUGCUGUGCCCUUACUCGCUAUGAUGCUCACAAGAUAAGCCAUGACGCAUUUGCUGUCAUUAAGAACUGUAAUACUUCUGGAAUUCAAACAGAAUGGUCCCCUCCCCUCACAAUGCUGUUCCUCUGUGCUACCAAAUUCUCUGCCUCUGCCCCUUCAUCUUGCACAGACAUCACCAUUUUCUUGAGCAGUGACCCAAGUUCUCCGCCAAAGGUGCCAAUUACCAGUUCAGAAGCUAAGACCCAAGGAAAUAGCCCAUUGGUGACAGGCAUUAAGAAAGUAACCACCUCUCUGGAAUCAUUCUUCCAAAAAGCUGCAGAAAAGCAGAAAAUCAAAGAAGCUUCACUUUCAUCUCUUACUGCCACUAUCCAGGCCUCCACAAGCAAUCCACCACCUAAGCCCUCAUUACCUUUCCAAACCAGUCGAAUUACAGGUACUGAGCCCUUCUUUAAGCAAAAAAGUCUGCUUCUAAAGCAGAAACAGCUUAAUAAUUCUUCAGUUUGUUUCCCUCCACAAAACCCACAGUCCAACUCUAAAGGGUUAACAAACUAUUUUCCAAUAGAGUAUCCAGAUUGUGCCCCCGUUUGUGAAGGAGCAUUGAAGCUAGAAUCCUCUAAAACAACUCCUACAGAGAUGCAUUUGGCCCAGAACAGCCCAAGCAAGCUUGCUUCUUCAGCUUCCAAGUCGGCUCUGGAGGUGGCUCCAGAGGCUACUACCUCGAGUCUUCUUGCUGCUGAGGACCAAGUACCCUGUGAGAAGUGUGGCUCCCUGGUACCAGUAUGGGAGAUGCCAGAACACAUUGACUAUCAUUUUGCAUUGGAAUUGCAGAAAUCCUUUUUGCAGCCCCACUCCUCAACCCCCCAGGUUGUUCCUGCCAUUUCUCCUCAAGGUAAAAGAAAUCCCAAGAGCCCUUUGGCUUCCAGUAAGAAGCGCCUUAGACCUGAGGGCAUGCUGACAUUGGAAUCAUUUUUUAAGCCAUUAACACAUUAGUGCUGCCCUCAGGCUUGCUGCAGGAUUUUAAUAUUUUAUCUGUAGCCUGGGAAGAGGAAAUAUGUUCACUUCUUAAGGAAAUCUAUACCAUGAAAUUUUUUGUACAAAAAAUAAUCCAGCUAAAGUGCUGGGGUAAUGUUCCUAUCUCUUCAUAGGCAUGGAUUAUAAUCCCAUUGCUGAUAGAGAUGUAAAAAUUCAUCCUCCCAUUGAUUUUUAGUCUAAAGAGUUUAGGGAGACAGUGUCAUAUGGUAAAAAGUGUUUGGGCCUUGGGGCCUAAGAGACCCGGUUUCAAACCUAGCUCUGCUUCUUAUUAUGCAUAUGGCCUUGAGCAAGUCACUUUCUUCACUUCUUCAUCUGUAAAACAGAGAAGUGUACAGAUUAUUGAAGAUUAAAAACGAUAUAUUUAAAGUGACUAACAACAUUGGCACAGAAAAGGAACUGAGUUUAAAAAAAAAACGUUUAAAAAUAAAUUUCUGGGGCUGGCCCAUGGCUCACUCGGGAGAGUAUGGUGUUGAUAACACCAAGGCCAUGGGUUUGGAUCCCAUAUAUAGGGAUGGCUGGUUAGCUCACUGGGUGAGCAUGGUGCUGACAACACCAAGUCAAGGGUUAAGAUCCCCUUACCGGUCAUCGUUAAAAAAAAAACCACAAAAAAAUAGAUCAUCUCUAGAACCUUGUUACUCCAAGUGUAAUUUGGAGCGUCACUGCAGUAUCAGCAUCACCAGGGAACUUGUAAGAAAUAGUCUCUGCCUCAUCACCACUCCUUCUGAGUCAGAACUGCAUGUUAACAGGACUCCCCAAUGUGUAAAGUUUGAGAAAUACUGAUCUAGAAGAUACCAAUGACUAGGUUUGUAAGGGACAAUGACAUUUCCUCAAGCCCUAAAGUAUAAGAGGUAAAUGCUUGGGCCUUUAGGGUCAAUGGCAUGUUCAUCUCUUCCCUAUUGAAGCAUGAAUCAAUAUUUAGGUUAGGGUUUUUAAUUCAUUAUUGUAGCUUUUGCACUUAUCCAUAUUUAUCGUACUGUAUGCUUAAUCUCCACUCGUGUGUGUGGGAAUUCAGCUCUUUGGGCUUUUCUGAAUUACACAGAGAACCCAACUGGAGAUGCAGUGAGCUAGGUGGUGGUGGGUUAAGUGCGUAAGGAGAAUGGUGUACAUAUCCUUCCUCCCAUACAUAUACAUAAACCAACUUACACUUAGCUUUUUAUAAACUGGGGGUCUGUAUUUAGUUUGAAGAAAGGGAGUAAGGUUUGGAAACUACUGGGUCUAGUAGAUUAUUUUUUCCUUCAAAAAUAUUUUUCACUUUUAUGGCACUUGAAUCUAGUAAAAAACAGUAUCCACUGUGUAUAUGGCCUUUUCCCUACUAAUUUGUACCUUCUUAAAGGCAAUAAUUCUUUACAGUGCCUUGCAUACAGCAGGUGCUUGAUAUUCAUUGGAUAAAGGAACAUAGUGAAAUUUAUAUCUGAGUACCAAAACUGAGACAAUAAAAAUGUACAAACUCAUUUGAAGCCUGCUUUAUAUACCUUUUUAUCCCCUAAAUGUUCCAUUAAUUUAGCAAAGUGGCUCGCUAGUUCCUGGAGAUGUCUCAUUGAGUACUAAGAUGUGAUUUUCCAAAACUUCAUUUCUUUUUUUUUGGCAAGUGGCCAGUAUGGGGAUCUGAACCCUUGACCUUGGUAUUAUAACACCACACUCUAACUUAGCUAACCGGCCAGCCCCAAAUUUCCUUCUUAAUCCAGGGAAAAGUAAACCAAAAAAAGUGAAUGAAGCAUUCAUCAUUUUGGCGUGCUGUACAAGUCAAGUUGAAUAAAUUUUUAACAGUUGGGUUGACUGGCAUGAAAGAGUCAUAUAGAAAAGUAAUGUGGUAGGGGCCGGCCCGUGGCUCACUCGGUAGAGUGCGGUGCUGAUAACACCAAGGCCAUGGGUUCGGAUCCUAUAUAGGGAUGGCCGGUUUGCUCACUGGCUGAGCGUGGUGCUGACAACACCAAGCCAAGGGUUGAGAUCCCCUUACCGGUCAUCUUUUUCAAAAAAAAAAAAGAAAAGAAAAGUAAUGUGGUAGAAACUUAGGUUUCAUUGGACUUCUAGAGGCUCAAACUGGUAGAGUUGGGCAGGGGGGGCAGGCAGCAGCUAAUAGAUGACCAAUAAAGACAAUCCCAGCAGCACACCUGUUUUCGUUAGAAUGCUAACCCUGCCCUAGCAUACUGGCAGUAAGUCUGAGGAGGAGACAGCAGACAGACAAGCAAAGGUUAAGUGCUGAGUGAAAGCUGAUUAUAACCUUUCCUUUCUCAGCUGUUUGUCAGCUAUUGUACAAAGGAAGUUAAUAGCUCUUAGCUUCUAAUACAGGAGGAAGUUAAACCAGUGAUAUUUUAAAAAGUGGCUGAGUGGUAGGGAAACUAUCACUUUAAUACUCUAGAGGCAGACUGUCACAUAGGACCUUGGGCCACAUUUAUCGUAUUUCUUUUGCCAGUGUCAAGAUGCAGUUUGUUUUUUUGCAGUUGACUUCAGACUUGGGCCCUAUUUCUCUACCCGUAAAAUGUGAUAGUCAGGUAGUCUGAACAUGGAAACAGGAAGCGGGACUAAUGUUUAGCGAGGUGGGCCUCAUACCUCCAAGAAUCUAGUUUAGGCUAUAUAAACCUGAAAAGUGUGAGGACUACCAGAUUACCAUUUGUCUCUAAAUUCUACUCUUCUUUAAGUAACUGGCACUCUAAUCUCCAAAUCUCUGAUAGGGCACAGGAGAGCUCCUUACCACUGUGACCACUGGCAAGUGGCCAACUCCUCAAAUAUAGGGUAACUACCUAUUUCAGCUGAAAAGGCCUUAAUAUCUGUUUCUAUUCUGCUUACUCAGCUAUACAAAACAGGACAGAAUACUUGUUUACAAUACUGAAACAUUUGUCCUAUGUUGGGGAGAGGAAAAAAAAAAAUGGCAAAUGAGAUACCAGGUGGGUUAUUUCUCCAGUCAGUGCUCAGCAAUGUCAGGGUUUCACUUGUCUCUAUAAUCCUGGAGAGGAAUCUAGUUCUGGAAGCUGAGCCUGUGUUUUAAGGAUAAGCACAGUGUAUUCAAUAAAACGUUUUUAUU
This is a messenger RNA of Cynocephalus volans (Philippine flying lemur), 5462 nucleotides long. It is a transcript of the gene POLH, whose product is annotated as DNA polymerase eta. Gene Ontology annotation, cellular component: site of double-strand break; nucleus; replication fork. Gene Ontology annotation, biological process: response to radiation; error-prone translesion synthesis. Gene Ontology annotation, molecular function: damaged DNA binding; DNA-directed DNA polymerase activity. Lineage: Eukaryota; Metazoa; Chordata; Mammalia; Dermoptera; Cynocephalidae. The record is from RefSeq and is a predicted model, not a curated record. The transcript has 11 exons. Bases 263 to 2398 code for a protein of 711 amino acids.